Molecule: messenger RNA, 333 nt
Organism: Candidozyma haemuli
Lineage: Eukaryota; Fungi; Ascomycota; Pichiomycetes; Serinales; Metschnikowiaceae
Gene: DAD3
Product: Dad3p
Exons: 1
Coding region: 1-333 (110 amino acids)
Biological process (GO): attachment of spindle microtubules to kinetochore
Cellular component (GO): DASH complex; mitotic spindle
Source: RefSeq, a predicted model, not a curated record
AUGAAAGACUCCCUAGCCAUAGAUUACUCCACCUAUACAGACCUCCUGCUGCUAGAAAAAGAGCUUCUUAGCCAGUACCAGCUGCUUGCGGUCAAACUAAACAAACUUUCCGAUGAAAUCGCCAGUCUAAACAAACAGAAACCCGCUCUGGACUCUGGAGCCACCGUUCCAGCAGAUGCCCUUCUAGGCAACAUGAGGAACUUGGAAAGGAAAAUAGGCCUUGUUUAUACGUUGUUCAAGACGGCAGUGUACCUGAUGCAGUUGCGUAAUCAGGAAUUGGAGGAGUUGGAGAGAGAGAAGCCUGAAGAGUUGCAUAGUGAAGAGGAGGCGUAA